Molecule: messenger RNA, 2412 nt
Organism: Cynara cardunculus var. scolymus (artichoke)
Lineage: Eukaryota; Viridiplantae; Streptophyta; Magnoliopsida; Asterales; Asteraceae
Product: pentatricopeptide repeat-containing protein At5g28460-like
Exons: 1
Coding region: 1-2253 (750 amino acids)
Molecular function (GO): protein binding
Source: RefSeq, a predicted model, not a curated record
AUGAAGGCUCCAAUACAUGCUUCGAAAGAAUGCAUUCAUCGCCUUCUUAAACCCCAAAAAUGUUCAACAACCACCCAUCUCCGCCGUCUCUCCGUCGCGCCUGAUUCAAUACAACCACCGUCACAAGAAGAAUUGACUCAAUCCGCCAUUACCAAUCUGAAGACCACUCAUGAUUGGACUAGCGACACCAAUCUCCGUCAACAACUACUCUCUCUGCCGGCUAACUCUCUUCCCAGAAUCGCUCGUCAGUUGGGAACUUCCAGUAAAGCUCUUAAAUUUUUCCAUUUCAUUCAUGGUAAUCAAUCUCCACCUUCGUUAUCUUCCGUAUUCCAAUCUGUUAUUGAGCUUGCAAUACGUGAAGAAGAUGAGGUUUCCGUGGUUAAUUUACUUGAUUUUUCCAAGGAACUAAAGGUCUCCCUCACACCCCACUCAGCAACCCUCUUAAUGAGAUACUUUUUUCGUGUCAAAAAAGUUCAAAAUGCCGUCCUAGUGUAUGCCGGAUUAGACCCAGAUGCGAGAACCAUUAGUAUAAAGAACACAUUACUUGAUUUGUUGAUGAAAUCGGAUCGAUUCGAUGAUGCACGCAACCUGCUCGAUGAAAUGCUUGAAGCAGAUGUUAAGUUUCCCCCCAAUGAAGUUACAUUAAACAUUAUUUUACCAGCGUUAUUGAGAUGGAAUUUGGGGAAUGAGAAUGAGAGAAUCUUGGGUUUGGUUCCGAAAUUUGGGAUACAUGGUCUGUUUCCUAGUAACAUUUGGUUGACUCAGUUGAUCACAAAGUUGUGUAGGAGUUAUAGAAAUGAUAAGGCUUGGGACUUGUUGCAUGAGUUGAUGAAGUUUGGGAAAGUUGAAGUUGCACCUUGUAAUGCUCUUUUGUCGGGGUUGGGGAGAGCGCGAAACUAUGACCGAAUAAAUCUGUUCUUAAAGGAGAUGAAGGAGAACGAUAUCAAACCGGAUGUUGUGACAUUUGGGAUGUUAGUGAAUCACUUGUGCAAGUCUCGUAGGGUAGAUGAAGCAUUAGAUAUGUUUAAGAAGACGAGGGAAGGAAUUGAUGGAAUCUGCAUUAAACCGGAUGUGAUUCUAUAUAAUACUCUGAUUGAUGGUUUAUGCAAAGUGGGAAGGCAAGAAGAAGGUUUGUUGUUAAUGGGAAAGAUGAAGUUGGAAGAUAAUUGUAUCCCCAAUGCUAUAACUUACAACUGUUUGAUUGACGGGUUUUGUAAAGCUGGUGAGAUUGAACGAUCUCUCGAGCUUUUUGAUCAGAUGAACAAGGAGGGUGUGGAUCCAACUGUGAUAACAGUAAACACCCUGGUGGAUGGAAUGUGUAAGCAUGGAAGGAUCGGUAAUGCAAUGGAGUUUUUGAGGAAAAUGCAAGAAGAAAAGGGUAUUGAAGGGAACGUGGUUACUUAUUCUACAUUGAUUUCCGCCUUUUGCAGCUCCAAUAAUAUCGAAAAAGCAAUGAAUCUGUUUGAAGAAAUGGAAUCUGUAGGCUCUCCUGAUGCAGUUUCUUAUUACAGUUUGAUUUCUGGUCUGACUCAGGCUGGAAGACCAGAUGAUGCUAGUUUUAUCGCUUCAAAGAUGAAAAAAGCCGGAUUUCAACUCGAUCUUGUGAGUUACAACACUUUAAUUGGCGGGUUUUGUAGGAGAAAGAAACUUGAUAAAGCCGUUGAGAUCCUUAAAGAAAUGGAAGAAAGUGGGAUGAAAGCCGAUGGUAUCACUUACAAUACUCUGAUUUCAUACUUCAGCCAAGAAGGGGAUUUCGAGACAGCUCAUAAGUUCCUGAAACAGAUGAUAAAUGACGGAAAUAUCCCUACAGUAGUCACCUACGGUACCCUCAUUCAUGCAUAUUGCUUAGCUGGGAAUCUUGAUGAGGCCAUGAAUAUUUUCAACGAAAUGCUCAUAACCUCAAAGGUUCAUCCAAAUACCGUUAUAUACAAUAUCUUGAUUGACUCUCUUUGCAUGCAUGGGAAAGUAGACCGCGCUCUUUCUAUGAUGGAUAUGAUGUUACAGAAGGGUGUUAAGCCAAAUACUACCACAUAUAAUGCAAUGCUAAAAGGGCUUUCUAGCACAAAGAGGUUGAAAGAAGCACUGAUACUUAUGGAUCAGAUGACAAAUCAGGCUUGUGAUCCUGAUUACGUAACCAUGGAGAUUCUAAAUGAUUGGCUUUCUGCUGUUGGUGAAGUGGAGAAGUUUAGAAGGUUUGUGGAAGGAUAUCAAGUGUCUUCUGCUGCUUCAACUACAAAGAAGAUUGACUGCUAAACGUAGAGGUAUGCAUUCUAUUAGGUGUCAUUUGAUCAUAAUUUAUGUUAAAUUGAUUAAGAAUCCUUGGGUGCUUUAUCGGAAUCACAUAUUUGAGUUAUAUUCAUGUUCUUUUGAUCAAGAACCCUUGUUGUUUUUAUCAAAAUCACGUCUUUGAGU